This is a messenger RNA of Pecten maximus, 426 nucleotides long. RefSeq lists its product as uncharacterized. Lineage: Eukaryota; Metazoa; Mollusca; Bivalvia; Pectinida; Pectinidae. The record is from RefSeq and is a predicted model, not a curated record. Bases 1 to 426 code for a protein of 141 amino acids. The transcript is spliced from 2 exons.
AUGAGGCUGAAGGCAUUUGAUGGAAGCCAAGAACUGAACAAUGCUCUUUUAGAAUUAUUUGACAUUGAUUUGCCGAUGCCAACACCGUCAUCACCGGCUCAAGCAAGGGACGAGAUGGUUAAAGCCAUGGAUAUCAAAAAGCCACAACCUGCAGUCCCGGGCCCCCAACGCUUCAAAAGACUUUCCGAAGAUCAACUUAAAGAAAUGGAGGACGAACGGCAAUCUAAAUCCACUAAAAGCAAUACCAAAUGGGGUAUAAAGGUUUUUCAGGAUUGGAACCGCGAGGUACAUGGACAGGAAUUGGACAUAAGUUUAAUAGGGGUUGGUGAUUUGUGUGACAAACUACGUCAAUUUUAUGCCGAGGCAUCGCCAAAGAAUGGACUGGUGUACCAUAAAAACACUCUUAUUAAGAGUGGCCUGCUUUAA